Drosophila kikkawai is the source of this 1644-nucleotide messenger RNA. Its product is annotated as cilia- and flagella-associated protein 45. The record is from RefSeq and is a predicted model, not a curated record. Lineage: Eukaryota; Metazoa; Arthropoda; Insecta; Diptera; Drosophilidae.
AUGCCCUGCUUCUCCGCCUCCAAUGUGCGGUUCGUCAGCGCCGAGUCGCAAAUGCAGCAGAAGUGCCAGGAGCUAAGGGCUCGGGCUCGGGCACAGACUGCUGCCUACCGCCCACCGGCCGGAGGCUUCCGGCCCUUCACCUCCACUUCCACCCCAAUGGGGAUGGGCUACGUCUCCUUCAGGACACCGGCCUGCGACCAGUCGGCGGCCUACGACCAGAAACAGCUCAAACGCAACGAGCGGGAGCGAAAGCGCAACCAGGGAACCAAGCAUGCGGUGCUCCGCGCCGGUGAGCUGCGGCGCCUGAAGGAGCAGGGCAAGAUAGCGACCGUGAGCGAGAAGCUGCAGGAAAUCGAGCGGCAAGAGGAAGAGCACCGCAAGCAGUUACAGAUGGUGGAGGAGACGCGGAGGCACUUUAGGGCCAUUGACGAGUCGAGAGGAAACGGCGAGGAAGUUGGGGAGGGCAAGACCAGCUUGCUCAAGGAGAUUCUGGAGGAGAAGGACUCGGUUUUGAGCCGCGCCUUCUUGGCUCGCCAGGAGCAGGAGGAGGAGGUAAAGCAGAUCAAUCGCAUGAUUCUCGAUGCCAAGUGCAAGGCGGUGCGGGAGGCGCAGAUCCAGGAGAAGCACCUCCUGUCCAAGGCUCUGCGCGAGGACGAUGAACGGCUGGCGCGCAUGGUAAACGAGCGGGCGCAGAAAGCUCUGUCCGCCGAGGACGAGCGCGAGCGCCAAGAGGUCGAGAAGCGGAACCGGUACGCCCAGGAGAUACGACAGCAGCUGAGCGAGCGGGAAAACCUGCGCUACCUGGAGGCUAAGCGGGUGGCCGACGAGGCCAAGGACAUUCGCCAGGCUACUGAGCUGCUGCGCGAGCAGGAGGAGCAGCAGCGCUCCUUCGCACAAAUGCGCAAGCAGCGCUUCCGCGAGGAGCUGCAGCGCAUCAGGGACAUGUCCAACGUAUUCAAGACCAUGCUGAGCGAGCAGGAGCGGCUGGCUGACCUGCGGGUGAUGGCCUACAUGCGCGAGAAGCAGGAGAAGGAGCGCCAGUUAAAGGAGCUGCAGCGUCUGGCCAAGAAGGAAUUUGAGCGCCGUCAGCAACGCAUCUUUACGGUGGCCGCAGAGGCCAUUGAGACCCGCCAGACUAACGAGGAGCUCAAGUAUCUGAAGGAACGUGACCGCGUCGAGCGCGAGUACCGCCAGCGGGAAAAGGAGGCGGUCAUCGCGCGGCAGGAGACAGAGCGGGACCUUCUCGAGUCGCGUGCCCAGCAGGCCAAGGAGAUGAAGCACCGCCUGGCCCUGGAGAUCGCCCACGCCGGCGAGGAGUUCGCCAAGGUCAUGGACCGCAUGCGAGAGGAGGAGGACAAGCAGAAGGCGCUGGAUCGGCAACGCGACGCCCAGCGACAGCUGUACCGCAAGGACUUGAGGCAGCAGAUGACCGACAAGCAGGCGGAGCGCCGCCGCUUGGCCGACCAGGAGGCCGGGCGUGUCCAGAAGUGGCUCGACCAGGAGAAGCAGCGCGAUGCGAACAUCCAACAGGUGAUCAGCGCCAAGAUCGCUGCCAUGCGGGAGAACUGCCUGCCCGAGAAGUACCUGCGGGAGGUGGAGAAGCAGCUGAAGAGCAUACAGGGCACCCGCAACCGAAUUCGCUAG